Molecule: messenger RNA, 894 nt
Organism: Maniola jurtina (meadow brown)
Lineage: Eukaryota; Metazoa; Arthropoda; Insecta; Lepidoptera; Nymphalidae
Product: elongation of very long chain fatty acids protein 7-like
Exons: 5
Coding region: 46-867 (273 amino acids)
Biological process (GO): very long-chain fatty acid biosynthetic process; sphingolipid biosynthetic process; fatty acid elongation, saturated fatty acid
Cellular component (GO): endoplasmic reticulum membrane
Molecular function (GO): fatty acid elongase activity
Source: RefSeq, a predicted model, not a curated record
ACAGUAAGAGUAAAAAUUUAAACGGGCUAAGUUGUGAUUUUUGCAAUGGCUUCCAAAUAUGAUGAUCCAUUUGCAGAAAGUUGUAAUGAUAAUCGGGAUUUACUUAACACAUGGACAUUCGAAGAAACAUCUUUAGGACUUGCGACUGUCAUAGUGUCAUAUCUAAUUUUAGUGCUAAAGAUAUUACCUAAUUUUAUGAGAGACAGAAAACCUUAUCAAUUGAAGACACCUCUAUUAUUUUACAAUGUAUUUCAAGUGGCCUUCUCGUCUUAUGCAGUAUUUUUGUACACAAGAUACAUAAUAAGACAUGGCGUUAUUAUUACUCGAUGUCCUAAAGGUGAAGAUUUAAAAGAGGUAAUAAGCGAAAUAACACCAUACUUCAUAGCGAAGCAUAUAGACCUUCUGGACACGGUGUUCUUCGUGCUACGGAAGAAGGACAGCCAAGUGACGUUUCUCCAUGUGUUCCACCACACGCUGAUGCUGACCUGGGCCUGGUUCUACCAGAUGUACUACCCCACGGACCAUUUCGUGGUGGUGGGGCUGAUCAACAGCUUUGUUCAUGUGCUCAUGUACGCGUACUAUGGGAUUUCGUCGUUGGGACCGGAGUAUGCGAAAUACGUCUGGUGGAAGAAGCAUCUCACCAAAGUUCAACUGAUGCAAUUCAUCUUAGUUCUCUGCAACCUGCACUAUCAGCAGAAAUUGACUCCUUGUCCCAUCCCUGCCUUGUUCCACUACUUCUGCCUCUCCAGCAUUAUCUCGUUCUUUGUCCUCUUCAUGAACUUCUAUAUGCGGAGCUACGUCGCCAAAUCUAAGAAGAAAAUAGAUGACAUGAGCAUGGGAACUGAAAGGUGUAUAACAGUGAAAUAAAAAGUAAUUGAGUAAUUGUUUUAACAA